AUGGCAUCUCGGAGAGGCUCGAGCUGCUCGGCACCCGCCUCGGUGCCCGGAGGGGCCGCCGGGUCCCACUCGCUUCACAGCCCGGGCCCUGCCAGUGCAGGCGCUGCGCCUCCUGCCCCUUCCGCGUGCCGCUUACAAGUGGUCCGUGCUGUGGUUUUGGCACCCGCGAGGGAUGCGGGUUACUGCUGCCUUGCGUACGAUGCAGCUCCGCUUGUGCGCGUGGCCCGCGUUCACACCACCCGCGGUCACACGGCCCUGCCCUUCCCCUGGACCUUCCUGCGCGCCGGGACAUCGCGCAGCUGGGCGAACCCGGCAGGAAAGCCUCGGGUAUCGCGAGCCGGGGAGAGCCCGGCGUGGGCCCGGCUGAGAGACGGCGUGUUGUUCUUCCAGGCGAGGCAUCUGUACAUCUGUGACUUCCACAAAAACUUAAUUCAGAGCGUGAGAAACAGAAGGAAGAGGAAAGGCAGCGAUGACGACGGCGACUCGCCGGUGCAAGACGUCGACACUCCAGAGGUUGAUUUGUAUCAGUUACAAGUAAACACACUUCGAAGGUACAAAAGACACUUCAAGCUACAGACCAGACCGGGACUGAACAAAGCACAGCUUGUUGAAAUAAUUGGCUGCCAUUUUAGGACAAUUCCAGUGAAUGAAAAGGACACCUUAACAUAUUUCAUCUACUCGGUGAAGAAUGACAAGAACAAACCAGAUCUAAAGAUGGAUAGCGGGGUUCAUUAGACGGAAAAGGUUGGGACUGAGACUCAGGCCGCAAAUCAAAAAGACUGAGGGUUUUUGUUGAUAUGCAAAAGCUUUCUUUGUAACUUUUUCCCUGCAGAGAGUUUGUCUCUGUUUUAUUUUUCAUAACCUUGCUGAUUUGUUUGAAAACCAUCUCUUAUGAAACAAAUUUCCUCAGCAAAAGUAUUUUAAAUAAAUAUCACUGAUAUCGUUGCUCAA
This is a messenger RNA of Opisthocomus hoazin, 951 nucleotides long. The record is from RefSeq and is a predicted model, not a curated record. NCBI's taxonomy places the organism in Eukaryota, Metazoa, Chordata, Aves, Opisthocomiformes, Opisthocomidae.